GUUAGAUAUUAUUAGCUUCUACCAGCACUAACAGAGGCCGCCUUUCCGCCUCUAGGGGCAGACAGUUAACUGCUACUAGCUGUUAACAAGAAUUUACCUUUAAUAGGAAGCACAGAUAGACCAGUGGAGAAAAGGAAAGGAAAGCAAUGCUUGUUAACGAUACACCAGUUGGUGUAUUAAAUAAUUUUUGUUUAGGCUUGGUACGACCCCGACCUAAUAUCCACGUAUUAGACAAUGUACUAAUUGUCUAAUAGGUAGAUAUUAGGUCGGGUAGCCUAACCAACAAAACAUGGGGUGGGUGUAGUAAAAAAAAAGAAAAAAAAUAGAAAAAUAAUCAAGGCACAUAAGGUCGUGGUCUAAAAUAAGCUACACUCACGGCGGGGUGUUAGGCCUACAGGUGGCCCUCCCUUACAAAAUUGACACAACCCCCACGCCCACCCCAUCCCUUUUUGUCCUUCUUCUUCUUCUUCUUCUUUUUGUUUUUUGUUUUGCUAUCAAGUUUAUUUUCUUGUAAAAUAUGUUCCUACUGAACUAAAAGAACAAAUUUUCGGGGUUGGUCGAGUGAUUCCUCGGCUCUGAAGGGUGCAUGUGUCACUGUCCGCCGUUUACGUGCGUACGCUUUUAAUUAAAUAUUGCUUUAUAUGGAGAAUAAUGGUUAAAACGUUUUUAAAAUAAAUAUUUUUGGCAAUGUUUAUUUUAAUUCAUUCGUCUUAGUGGCAGGCUCUGUAGCCUGUUAUUUCCUUGUCACAUUGUAAUAGUUACUCAGAAACCAGAUGGUGGAUGAAGACCUUUAGCGGCUGAAAAUCUAAAGUCACGUGCCUCGGUUUCCAGGACGUUUCCGUAGAGAUAGUAGCGCGAAGAUUCCUUUGAACAUGUUGAAAAGAAUGAGAGAAGAUCUGACAUCCGUCCAGGUGGACAUUUGGAAAAAGCUUGGCUUGCUGGUGUUAAGAUGGCAGGGUGUAAGGAGAUUGCAUCUGUUGCCAGUCAAACCGGUUUAACUGAGGAAAAAGUUAAGGUGUGGAUUGGAAAUCGGCGGGCAAAAGACAGACAUGCAGGUGUCUGUGGACCAAAGAAGGUUGCCUACACAUAUGGACCAAAUGCGUAUUCAUAUUUUUGUGGGACAAUCCCAAGAGGUGACUUAUCCAAACAAAUGUAUUUUAAACUGUGUGCCAGUGAGUGGAAAAAACUUUCUGAAGAAGACCGGGCACAGUUUAAAAUACAGGCAGAAAAGGUCCGCCAAGACCCCAAUAAAGGGUGUGACAGGAAGUUGCUUUAUAAGAAGCACAUGUCCAUCAUAAAUAAAUCGGUAAGUGUGAUAUCUUACAGUCUUCAGGUUUCCAUGUUAGUGGCUUCAGCCUGGAUGCUGAAAACCCUGAUGUACCAGUACUAUUUGGAACACAAAAAGGAAUGAAGUGGCUUGCAUCCAAGAAUGCUGAAAUUGUCACUAAUAUUUUAGGUGAUUUAUUUUUUAUCUCACACCUAACAACAGUAUUGGAAAUCCAAUCUAAUUAAAAUUAGCUCCACUGAUUAAUUACCUGUGGAUCUAACAGUACCCCAUUGGAGCUCAUAUCCAGUUGA
This is a messenger RNA of Gigantopelta aegis, 1578 nucleotides long. RefSeq lists its product as uncharacterized. The transcript is spliced from 5 exons. Gene Ontology annotation, molecular function: DNA binding. NCBI's taxonomy places the organism in Eukaryota, Metazoa, Mollusca, Gastropoda, Neomphalida, Peltospiridae. The record is from RefSeq and is a predicted model, not a curated record. The coding region runs from base 950 to 1411 and encodes 153 amino acids.